CGAAAGAUAAAAGAGAAUUUCUACACUCAUACGGUGGUUUUUUCUUCGGCCGGUCGGACUGGUCUCGCAGGAAAGCGGAAAAAAUAUACUAAUAGUUAACGUGUCGCAAAUACUUCCAUAUAUCGAUUUCAGAGCUUGAUUGAUUUAAACGGAGAACGAAAACAUUCAAGUGUAUGUCCUUCGAUUGGGGACACACUUUUCCUUUUCGGUGAAUGAAAAAAUCCGCGAAAGGUUGUGAAAAUCAAAACUCGACAUCAGUGUGAUAUAAGAGUUUAUACCGAGUGCCAGGAAAAAUCGAGAAAAACGCUGUGAUAUUUUGGGUUGUUGUUUUUUUUUUUCCUUGAAAUCUGCUAUUUUGCGUGUCCGUGGGUGCGAAUUCCGAUUCUUUUUUGACUGAUUGAAAAACCGAUUUUUGGUGUGUGAUCGAAUAGAGUGUUGAAGUUAAUCAAGUUAAUAAGUGACCAUGAGUCCAAAGCCGCAUGACUUCCUGGUGACGCUACGUAGGAAUUCUCCGCAAAUACCUUGGGGAAUCCGCCUGGUUGGAGGAACAGAUCUCAAUGCGCCGCUAAUUAUCACCCGGGUUCAGGUUAACAGUCCAGCACAGAGGGAACUGCUACGGGGCGAUAUCAUCACGAAAAUUGACCAGUACGAUGCUCGUGACCUGGCCCACAGCGACGCGGAAAACCUUUUCCGCAACGCAGGCAAUGAAAUCAAAAUCACAAUUCGCCGCGAUGACCAGAUUGCCCUUCACCAGAGUGCCCACCAGCCGAACGGUGUCGGUGCUCCUGCUCCGUACAGUCCAGCGCUCAGCCCCAUUCCGUUAGCCCAACCGCAAUCCCAGCAGAAACCACAGCCACAUCUGAAUUUUCCACCACCGGAUCCGACUCCGCUGUUACCCAGGGUUGCAUCACCGCUUCCCCACGGACCCCACGCCUAUGCAGCCGCUCUGGAACAUCCGAUGAAUACCUUGCCGCACACGGUUUUCCCCAAGCUGGACGCUAGCGGUGCCUAUCAGUUACCAAGUCCCUAUCCACCGGCGGCUCCGUACUACGACGAAUCCAACGAGGCGAUUACCAAUCAGCCAUAUCGCACGACACCACUAGUCCUACCCGGUGCCAAGGUACCGAAAAAGGAUGUACUACCAACAGAAUCCUACCUCAGACACCACCCAAAUCCAGCAAUGCGUGCACCACCAGUACAUGACAUCACAGACACGCUGAUGAAACAGAAGGUUGCUGAAACAAUGAUUCACCGAAUCAUAGGAGAUGAGCCACCCAGCGGUCCAAAGAUUGUUCACAAACAGUUCAACUCUCCAAUCGGACUAUACUCGGAUAGCAACAUCGAGAACACCGUUAGGAAUACAGCACCACAACAGAACCAAGCCGUACCAUCGAAUGGAUACACAAACCGUCAUCUGCCCACCAAAAUCGAAGGCUACAAGAAAACCGUAGUCUUCGAUCCGAGCAAGAGCGAAACCUAUCGUGCCCUGCAGGAGGGAGCUGGUGAGGGACUCCAGGAGGUUACCACGCCCAUUCAGCCACGAACCUUUCAGCCGAACCGUUUAGUACCAGGAAAGAAACCGAACGCAAAUCACCCAGCUCCCCAGCCAGAAUACGCCCAACACUUCAACUCGAUGGGAGAAUCGUACGAGAAGAUCCACCAGAGUGGAUCUUUCAGACGUCUGAUGUACCACGUACUGUCCGAAACCGACUACUAAAGCAAGUUUCAGCACCGUUAGCGUUGUUUUAGGUUAAGCCAAACCAGGAGAGGAACCAAAGUUCAUUUACUUCUUUGAAACAAGAAAGCGCUUUUAUGAACCAGCAGAUCACUUGUUUGAAACUGUUUAGCCCACAUGACGAUGAGCAGUAGCUUUUGUAUAGUUUAGUAGAGAUAUAUUUUGAAGAGUCACACUCGAACUAUUGUUGAGGAGAGAGCAUUAUCCUAUUUUUAUGUUUCAGACUUGCUCGUAUCGAUGAUGUAAAUAAACCUUUUCCACUUGUUGAUCAUUUGUAUGCAAUGAUGACAAAAUUAACAGUUUAUCAACGAACCGGAAACGGAUAACGAAUGAUUCAGUCAGUUUCAUCAAGUAACCUAUCUAAGAUAAUAUCUAUAUUAUUAAAUGUUAACAUCAUAUUUUUGUUAGAAUAUUUUCUGUUACUAUUUACAUUAUUUAAAAAAAAAAUCAUUUUUUCUCAAUAACUCAGCGAUCAGUAAGUGCAAUUAACGGAACAGUUUACUGUGAUGACAGUUGUUUGAACGAUGAGGAAAUUGAGGUAGAGUCAAUGUUCUAGUCAAAGCUAUACUCUGAGGCGAAUAAAGAAAAACCGUACCGAAAAAAAUGAUAACAUCUCACACCAGAAUGCACGUACAGGUUUCACUUUAUUCAAGAGAGAGAGGCAAAUAGCAAAACCACAUAUUACAUCUAGCUAUAAUUGAAAUUAUUCUUCACUAGCUUCUGUUAUAUCAAUUAACUUAUUCGAAAGGUAGCACCGUUGAAAAUAAUCCGUGUGCCAUUUAGCAAUAAUCUACCGGAUGAUACGGAGAAAAUUUAGUUUGCUUAUGAGCUGAGACGAAAAGAUUGCUUAAAGUUAAAGUAUGAUGUAAAAUCACUAAGGCUUUUGUGACAAGCAGAGCAGACGAAUAAACCAGUUUAUUGAAGGCACAAUA
Molecule: messenger RNA, 2667 nt
Organism: Wyeomyia smithii (pitcher-plant mosquito)
Lineage: Eukaryota; Metazoa; Arthropoda; Insecta; Diptera; Culicidae
Gene: Zasp66
Product: PDZ and LIM domain protein 3
Exons: 9
Coding region: 464-1717 (417 amino acids)
Biological process (GO): muscle structure development; actin cytoskeleton organization
Cellular component (GO): filamentous actin; stress fiber; Z disc
Molecular function (GO): muscle alpha-actinin binding; actin binding
Source: RefSeq, a predicted model, not a curated record